UGUCUACUUUUGAAUGAGUCUGUUCUUUCGGGAAUUAUCUUUACAAAUAAUCGAAAAUAACUUGAAUUGUUUUCGCUCUUGGGGAAUCGAUCUUUGUAAAUAAGCUGUGAAGGUACACGAAUCUCUCCUUAAACGAUCUUUGGAAGUAAUCCGGGAGAGCGCCGAAUUUCUGCGGAGUCGGCCUUCGUGAAACACCUUGGAGAACUCGGAAUUUUACGGACGGACUUUAACGACCGAGACACGGAGUUUCGCGUAAUCGGCUUAGAACUCCGUUCAUGUCGCAGACUUCGAAGGAGGACGCCGACGCGAUGAAGGCCAACACGGCGGCGACGAAGAUCCAGGCCAAUUUCCGCGGAUACCGUGUGCGAAAACAGCUGAAGGAAUCUACUCAACGUCGUCGACAGCAGAAUCAGCAGGACCAAAAACGGGAUCAACAGCAGCAGCAACAGCAGGAACGUAUGAAACCGAAGGAGCAUUUACUGAAGAGGCAGAGUACUCGGGAGGCGCUCGAGGAGAAGUCGGCGACGAAGAUCCAGGCGGGCAUUCGCGGUUUCCUGGUGCGAAAGAGACAGCAGGCCGUUCAAGCAGCGGCAACGAGGAUCCAAGCCGGCUUCCGCGGCUUCAGGACGCGGAAAUUGCUGAAGCAAAACGGCCAGUAAGCUGUCCCUUCCUGGCAUGAGAAACGACGUGGGACGUUGACGCGCGCAAGAGCAUUUUGCGGAUUCCUUUGUAACUCGGACAAGACCUGCAAUUGGAUCGGAGGCGAG
This is a messenger RNA of Cyphomyrmex costatus, 767 nucleotides long. RefSeq names its product neuromodulin. The transcript has 2 exons. NCBI's taxonomy places the organism in Eukaryota, Metazoa, Arthropoda, Insecta, Hymenoptera, Formicidae. Gene Ontology annotation, molecular function: calmodulin binding. The record is from RefSeq and is a predicted model, not a curated record. The coding region runs from base 276 to 659 and encodes 127 amino acids.